Molecule: messenger RNA, 624 nt
Organism: Ilex paraguariensis (yerba mate)
Lineage: Eukaryota; Viridiplantae; Streptophyta; Magnoliopsida; Aquifoliales; Aquifoliaceae
Source: the annotation of a GenBank genome assembly
AUGGCCAUGGCAACCCAAGCUUUCCUCUUCACCCCAUCUGUCUCCACCCCAAAAUCUGGUGACCGAGUCGUUGCACCAUGGAAACAAUCAUCACUUGCCUCAUUCACCACUCCUAAGCCACUCAAAUCCGCCGCACCACCGCGUCCUAUUCGAGCAUCGGUGGAGGAGACACCCACAAAGGAGGCUCCGGUGGGCUUCACCACGCCGCAAUUAGACCCAACCACCCCAUCACCAAUAUUUGGUGGCAGCACUGGAGGGUUACUCCGAAAGGCACAAGUGGAAGAGUUUUAUGUGAUCACUUGGGAGUCUCCUAAAGAACAAAUCUUUGAAAUGCCCACUGGUGGUGCAGCCAUAAUGAGGCAGGGUCCUAACCUACUCAAACUGGCUAGGAAAGAGCAGUGCUUGGCACUUGGGACUAGGCUAAGGUCUAAGUACAAGAUUAACUACCAAUUUUACAGGGUGUUCCCUAAUGGUGAGGUGCAGUAUUUGCACCCUAAGGAUGGGGUCUACCCGGAGAAGGUGAACCCUGGGCGUCAAGGGGUUGGGGUGAACUUGAGGUCCAUUGGGAAGAAUGUUAAUCCAAUUGAGGUCAAGUUCACUGGCAAGGCAGUCUUUGACUUGUAA